Messenger RNA from Ixodes scapularis (black-legged tick), 1534 nucleotides. RefSeq lists its product as uncharacterized. NCBI's taxonomy places the organism in Eukaryota, Metazoa, Arthropoda, Arachnida, Ixodida, Ixodidae. Gene Ontology annotation, biological process: phosphatidylserine exposure on apoptotic cell surface; engulfment of apoptotic cell; apoptotic process involved in development. The annotation marks the transcript as partial. The record is from RefSeq and is a predicted model, not a curated record. The transcript has 3 exons. Gene Ontology annotation, cellular component: plasma membrane.
CGACAGGUGCUUGCCGAGAACCGCGAGGUCGAAGAGCAGAACGACCCGGUGUGCCGGGGCUGCAGCUUCCCGUUCCUCCUGGUGCAAGCGCUGGUGCACCUGGGCAUCUACAUCCACAAGGUGUCCGAGGACGGGUACUCGGUGGCCACCUACUACCAGGAGAAGCAGGUCUACUACUGCGCCAUCUCGGUGCUCUGCCUGUUCGGGCCGUCGCUCAUCUACACCGUCUACCUGGUGGCCGACAGCAUCCUGGACAAGAGCACGCCGGCCUCGGACAUAUGCACCAAGGUCGUCAACGGCAUGCUCCUGGUGCCCUGGCAGAUCAAGGGGCACGUGGAGGUGCUCCACUUCGCUGCGCAGCGUGUGUGCAGCUGUCUGGGCCCGACCAAGGCGGAGCAGGUCAGACUGAGGACCCUGAAGCGGGACACCUUCGUGCUGGAGUUCUUCGAAGACUUCUACGCGGGUUUCGUCCAGGUCCUCCUUCAGGUUUACCUCAUCAUACUCUUCCUGAGCUCCAACAACCCCUCCAAUGCCCUGAUUGGCCAGCUGGUGGGCUCUGCGCUGAGCCUGUGGUCCCUGAUCCGCGCCGUGCAGCGCAAGGACGACGGCCUGCUUACGGGCACGCUGUCCUUCCUGGGCUGGCUGGCCGUGGCCGCCUCCCGGGGCCUAGCGCUCUCGCUGCUCACGUCUGUCAUCCACGGCUGGAUCGUGGUGGCCUGCCUGGUCCACGGUGUCGCCAUGACCGCCUGGAUCGCCAGCUUCGUCUGGGAGGCGCACCGGCGCCUGGACAGCGUGCGCCAGCCCGGAGACGACGCGUCCCAGCCACUGCGCAGCCCCUGCAUCACCCUCAUCCUCAUCUUCGCACUGUUCGGCCUGCCCUCGCUCAUCUUCUGGCCGGUCAUGUUCGAUUUCAAGCUCAAGCGCAGGGUGUUCCUCUUCAUCUUCGUGUUCGUCGUCGAGAACCUGCUCUGCUUCGGCGUCUGGCAGCUGUGGGGCAGCGACGGCAUGCCGCACACGUACGUCGUGCUCCUCUCGGCCCUCUUCCUGGGCCUGACCACGGCCGCCAUCUUCUUCAUCGCGCUCUACGUCUGCUGCAAGCCGGAGAAGGUCGACCUGGUGGUGCUCCACCACAUCCGGGAGGACAACGCCAACAAGUAUGGCAUCUACUUUGACUUCUGCAAGGUCAUCCGGAUCCUGCCAGACACGAAGGACAUUGCCAGGGACCUGGAGAAGAUCCGGAUGCUCAAGCUGGUGAAGUAAUGCGACGGGCGCUCGGUUUUCGCGCUGUGCGGCCCUGCGCCGGUGGACUUAUGGCGGAAGCCCUCGGUAACGGACAACCAACGAAGCGUUUGGAGCGAAUCGGUGUUGUGGAGACAUUCAUUCCAAUUUUAUUGUUCUGCAGAAGGAUACCGGAAGGGUAGAACACUCAUGUAUAGGUUUAAGAGUGUUUAAAAGCGCGUUAUGGUUUCUGUUAGUGUGCCCAUCAUUGGGGAAGCCCCUUCCUUGGACACCUGCCCUGAAUAAAAAACAAAAA